AUGGCGCAGUUGGCUUUCGUGGGUACAUAUGGAGGAAGUAUCACCACAAUCCAGUUCAACAACGAAACAGGCGCCCUCACCCAGCUGUUCACGAACAACGGUUCCGCGCCGUCGCCAUCGUGGCAAGAGAUUUCGGCAGAUGAAAAGUUCCUCUAUACAGUCGAGGAGACGAACCAGAAGGAAAAGGAAAAGGGCGGCAUCACAAGCUACGCUAUCCAGCCUGAUGGACAGCUCCGCAAGGUUUCAACAGCGCUUGGGAUGCCCCUACCAGUGCAUUUGGCGAUUAGCCCGAACAAGACGCUGAUUUUCACGGCGAAUUACGGCUCUGCGAGCGUAUCUGCGUUUACCAUAAAUGCAUCUACAGGGGAAGUUAACUGGGUUAAAGCAUGGCAGUACACGUUGUCACAGCCAGGUGCUGUCCCGAAGCGACAGGAGGCACCACACCCACACCAAGCGCUUUUCGAUCCCACGGGAAAAUUCGUCGUGGUGCCGGACCUGGGUGCUGACCUUAUCCGCAGAUACACCGUCGGGCCCGGAAAUGACUUGACCCAGACCAGUGCAGUACAGAUUAAGCCUGGUACCGGUCCACGCCAUGCUGUUUUCUAUCCGGCAGACGGUACACCAAAGUUCUUCUAUGUCGUUGGUGAACUGUCCAACACUGUGACUGCUUUUUCAGUCGAGCAAACUGAUAAGGAGCUCAACUUCAAGGAAAUCCAAUCCAUUUCUACCCUACCAGAGAAAUAUCCCAAUCCACAGGGCCCAGCAGCGGGUGAGGUCAUCGUCCACCCCAAUGGGAAAUUUCUCUAUGUAUCGAACAGACUCGACACCGUGUUUCCAAACGCAAACUCGAUUGCAUCUUACGAAAUCGAUGCGUCAUCCGGCCGUUUGAAGCUCCUAGAAAUCUUCAACGGCGGAGUCGUGAACAUCAGACAUUUCUCCAUCCACCCAGAUGGAGAGUGGAUGAUCAUUGAGGGACACAAUUCGAAUAGCAUCAAGUCUUUUCAACUUGAUCCAAAGACAGGAAAGGUGGAAAAGAAAGAAAGCUCGGCUCUCUUCCUUGAUAGACCGGUAUGUUUGCAGUGGCUCAAGACCAUGCCCAAGCAGAAGGAAACUUGCGGGCAAUAA
Molecule: messenger RNA, 1125 nt
Organism: Uncinocarpus reesii 1704
Lineage: Eukaryota; Fungi; Ascomycota; Eurotiomycetes; Onygenales; Onygenaceae
Exons: 2
Coding region: 1-1125 (374 amino acids)
Molecular function (GO): protein binding; 6-phosphogluconolactonase activity
Source: RefSeq, a predicted model, not a curated record